CGGAUGUGCCACUGGUGCUUGCCGCACGCUUGACGGUCGUCUGGCCCGUGUGGGGGCGACUCGUUGGAUUGCGGCGAUUGCGUUUUCGGGCAACAUGGAGCGAAUCUCUGUGGGAUUUACUCGGAAGGGAUUUUAACAACCGCCGGGGGAAAAAAUGGCCGAGAGGUUGGAGUGGGUGGAGAUCAUCGAGCCGCGCACGCGCGAGCGCAUGUACGCCAACCUGCUGACGGGCGAGUGCGUGUGGGACCCGCCGGCGGGCGUGCGCAUCAAGCGCACCGGCGACAACCAGUGGUGGGAGCUUUUCGACCCCAACACGUCACGCUUCUAUUACUACAACGCCUCCACGCAGCGCACCGUCUGGCACCGCCCGCAAGGCUGCGACAUCAUCCCGCUGGCCAAGCUGCAGACGCUCAAGCAGCACACCGACGGCGCCAGCCCCCGCCACGCCGCCGGCGCCACCACCGGCACCGGAGGAGGCGCGUCGGCCGACAAUAGUCCGGGACAUAACAGCGGCGUCAGCCGGGAGGGGAGCACCUCGUCCUCUCUGGACCAGGAAGGGACAGACAAGCAGGCCGGGAAAGACGACGCAGAGCGGACGUCGCCGUUCAGGUGGAACACGGGUACGAAGGAGCGCAUGCUGAUCAAGGUGACGGACCGGGAGCCCAGCUUCCUGUGCCACCAGGGCAACGGUUUCUCCCCGUGCGACCCGCCCACGCCGGGGGCUCUGUCGGGCGGGGGCACGGCCUCGCGAAGCCGCCGUUCGUCCGGGGGCGGCGACCCGGCGCCCUCCGAACCCGACGCCUCCCCGGUCCCGUACUCGGAGCGCCGCAAUUCUCCCUUCCUGAAGCGCGCCGAUCCGGGCGGCACCCAGCGGCGCUCGUCGGCCGACUCGCAGCCGUCGUCGCCGCGCUACGCCUACGAGCCGCCGCUCUACGAGGAACCGCCCUCCGAGUACCAGCCGCCGCCCAUCUACGAGGAGCCGCCCUCCGACAUCCGCCUGGCCGACUCCUCCUCCUUCUACGGCACCGGAAAGUCGCCCGCCCGCAAGACCUCGGCGCCUCUCUACCACUCCCCCAAGCAGUCCCCUUACGGCCAGCUGGUUCUGACCCGCCAGAAGUGUCCGGAGAAGAUGCAGAGUCUGGAGUACAGUCCGGUGGGGAAGGAGUACGUCAAGCAGCUGGUGUACGUGGAGCAGUCGUCGUCCAGCCCCCGCUUCAAGACCGCCGACCGGCUGCUGCGCUACGGCACCACGGCCGGCUACGGCGGCUCCUACGGGGGCUCCUACACCCUGCAGCACAGCCAGUCUCUGAUCAGGGACCCCCGCCUGCUGCUGGACUACAGCGGCGAGGGCGGCGAGGGGGGCCAGAGGCUGCUUUACGAGGACUCUGUAUCCUGGACGUCCGGCCAGACUCACUCGCUGUCCUCGUCGUCCGCCGGGCCUUUCUCCCCUGGCGGAAACCGCAAGCGCAAGAGCCGCAAGCCGUCGCUCUCCCAGGAGCUGGCCCGCUGCGGCGCCGCCGACGGGGACUUCGGGGGCACGGCGUCCGAGGCCAUGCUGGCGCAGGCCCGGCUGGCGUGGGAGGCGCAGCAGGUGAUGAAGCAGCGCAGCAGCUGGGACUCGGGCCAGGGCGGCGGCGCGCAGGGCUCCAAGGACGGGUACGAGAGCGACGGCGCCGUGCCGCCCCCGCUGCCGGGCCCGGUGGUGAGGGCCUUCAGCGAGGACGAGGCCCUGGCGCAGAGCGACGGACACCUCUGGAAGCGGAGCACCUUCGAGCGCCUCGGAUUCCCGCAGGCCCUGCUGGAGAAGAGCCUCUCCAUGCAGACCAGCCUGGCCUCGCCCGAGACGUACCUCCACCCCUCACAGUCGGAGGACUUGGGAGCCUGCGCCCAGUUUGAGGCCAGUCGCAACGCCAGGAACAUGAUGCCGAGCGCCAGCUGCGGCGUUUUCCCGGAAUUCACCCUGAGGAAGCCGUCCUCCGAGACCGACAUCGAGAACUGGGCGUCCAAGCACUUCAACAAACACACGCAGGGCUUGUUCAGGAGGAAGGUGUCGAUCGCCAACAUGCUGGCGUGGAGCAGCGAGCCAAUCAAGAAGCCCAUGAUCGUCACGUCGGACCGCAACGUCAAGAAGGAGGCGGUGGACAUCUUCAAGCUCAUCCAGACCUACAUGGGCGACCGACGCACCAAAGCCGACCCCCUCUGCGUGGCCUUGGAGGUGGUGGUCCGCGGGUGGAGCAACCGGGGCCUCCGCGACGAGCUGUACAUCCAGCUGUGCCGCCAGACCACCGAGAACUUCCGCUACGACAGCCUGGAGCGCGGCUGGGAGCUGAUGGCCGUCUGCCUGGCCUUCUUCCCGCCCACGCCGCGCUUCCACAACUAUUUGGAGGGCUACAUCUGCAGACAUAUGGACCCCCUGAACGACACCAAGGGAGUUGCUAUUAGCAGCUACGCUAAACACUGCUACAGGAAGCUAACCAAGGCGGCGCUGACCGGAGCCAAGAAGGGUCUUCAGAAGCCGUCCCUUGAGGAGAUCCAGCACGCCCGCAACGCCAUCUUCAGCCCGUCCAUGUUCGGCUCUUCCCUGGAGGAGGUCAUGGCCCUGCAGAGGGAGCGCUACCCGGACCACCAGCUGCCCUGGGUCCAGACCCGCCUGUCCGAGGAGGUCCUGGGCCUCAACGGGGACCAGACGGAGGGCAUUUUCAGGGUUCCGGGAGACAUCGACGAGGUGAACGCUCUCAAGCUACAAGUGGACCAGUGGAAGAUCCCCACGGGACUCGAAGACCCUCACAUUCCGGGUGAGCGCUCACGUCCGCCACCUUUACAAUCACUGGCGCCCGCCACCCGCGUGGGGAGAAGCGCGACAGAAAAUGGAAGGAUGGAUGAAUGCCGUUUCCCUGAGUUAGCCAUCUUUUUAAAACACUCCCAUCUUAAUGUUAUUUCUGUUUUGGUCAUUCCAUUGUGUUCGUUAACUGCAACGACUUUGACGCGUGCUCGCGUACGCGCAACAGCGUCGCUGCUGAAGUUUUGGUACCGCGAGCUGGAGGAGCCGCUCAUCCCGCACGAGUUCUACGACGAGUGCGUCAAGAACUACGACAACGCCGACGCCGCCGUCCAAGUGGUGCUGGGACUGCCGCACAUCAACAAACUGGUGCUAUGCUACCUCAUACGCUUCCUGCAGGUGUUCGCGCAGCCGGCCAACGUGUCGGUGACCAAGAUGGACGUCAACAACCUGGCCAUGGUGAUGGCGCCCAACUGCCUGCGCUGCCAGUCGGACGACCCUCGCGUCAUCUUCGAGAACACGCGCAAGGAGAUGUCCUUCAUCAGGCUCCUCAUACACGCGCUCGACACCCGAUUCAUGGACGCCGUCCUAUAGCCCCGCCCGAAAACCAUGACGACAAACGAACAAACAAGACGACGCCAUGGGCCACACGACGGCAGGACUCCGCGCGCGUGCCUUCAGCAUUUUUUCCAUAUCCUUAAUGUCCUUGUACUAGUAUACUCUUUGUCCUCAACCAACCAAUCAAAUGUUAUUUACAUCGCACUUUUCAUUCAUAAAAAUGCAACCCGAAGUGCUUCACAGAGAUGAAAACAGCCAAAGUAGCACGAAGCCCAUCCCCGCAUAGAAAUGCAAGCAAGAAAAUUCUGCGUACUAGUAGAACGACGAGGGCGCACUAGUACGAUGACGAGGGCGGUAGUUCUCAAGCUUAUUGCGCCAAGUACCACCUAAAAAAAUACUUGGCUCUCAAACGACCCCAUCAUGGCCAACAUUAAAAUCAGAUAACAUAUUAGGCCUAAAGAAACAAUUAGUCGAAAGGAUCAAAUAAUUUGAUGACAAAAAAAAGGAGGACGCGGGAUCAAUUUUCCACACAGGCCGACGUUACUGCAGAUGAAGGCACCAGCCCCCGUGGAGAGAAGUUUUUAUCCGAUUACUCGAUUAAUCGAUAGGCUAAUCGGAAGGAUACUCGGUCCUCAAAUAUUCGAUAUUUGCAGCCCUACUGUUCAUCAAAAGUGAGACGUUUUAUUCCUAAAAAGUACAUUGAAUAUUAAUGUCAGCCACUGUAACACGGUUACAAAAAAAAUUACUUCAUUCAAUUCAAAAUGUAUUGCACAUAAAAGCUACAUAGAAAUUGUACACCCAAUAAAGAAAAUAAAUUAACAAAUUGGUAAAGUUAAAUGAAAUGCAAGUCAACUUAAAAGGUACUAAAAAUGUAAAAGAAAAUUACAAUACUGGAUUUAAAAAAGAAGGUUUAAACGAGCUUAGAUUGCUUCAAGUGUCAUUGUAAUAUUGUUAUUUCAGCGAUUCUUUCAUGUAUCACUAGAGGGAGCCGGCGUACCACGGGUGGUAUUGCUAGCCCACGCUGACAAUCACAUGCACAGUAGUACAGUGCAACCCGAGCAGAUUCAACUAUUGGCAAAUCUGGGGGCAGUUUCAAUGUUUACAUUUUGUUUUUUUCUUUUUUUGGGAGAGAACAAACCCCCCAAAACGCUUAUUAGCAGUUGAUCUCCUCUUGUUCAAGAAUUUUUGGGGUUAAAAAAAAGAUUAGAUGAAUGCAAUUAGAAAUGGGUGACAAUUAUCUACGGAUAUUUGCUAUUGGCGGUCCAGCCCGCGAAUAACGGCGGUCCGCUCUAUUCUAUGUACUAGCGAGUGAGGGCAAAGUGCAUACUAGUACAUGGAACUUCAGCCAGAAAUAAAGGAUAUGGACUAAAUGCUGAAAGGGUUUUCCAUACGCCUUCACAGAGCAGGACCAACCAGGACGCCGUCCGGUCACGCGGCUUCCUGCCGGCCGGCCCGACUCACCGCUGAUUUGCGAAUGUGUCUUUUUGUUGACUCGUUCCACACCAUUUAACACAAACGUGCUUCUCAAGGUGCCAAGUCGAAGUGCCCCUUUGGCACAGACCACACUUCCACAGGUUGAAGGCGAGCCGGAUGAGGCGGCUCGGGCGCCGGGUUCGGAUGCCCCCCGGACGCCUCCCCGGCGAGGUGUUCCGGGGACGUCCAGCCGGGAUCCCCCCCGGGAGAGCUGGACCGAGUGGCCGGGGAGAAGGAAGUCCGGCCGGAUAAGCUAAGCGCAAGAAGUCCAGCGGCAAUUUUCCAACGUUCAGAGCAGUCGGCCGUCUGUGUGAAAGGGUGUUCCGCUACGCCGGGCGGGACGGGACGGGACGGGCGUGUGAAAUUUAAAACCUGACACUCGCUGAAUGAUCUUUCUCGGCCAAGUACGUGAAAACACAAGACUCUCUCUCACACUCUCCCGUUUGCUGGGUUCCGCGUCAAAAUUGAAGGCGGAAUAAAUCCUCGGCAGGCUGUCUGUGUGAAAGAGGCCCCCCGUUUGACCCACAACGAGCUUAAAAGUACGGCGCUGCCUUGAGAUACCAGUGACCAAUUGAUUUUUUUAUAUUUUUUUGCUUUGACUUGCGAGCAAAAAUUUGAGAUGCGAGCGCCGUGCGGUGGCAGUGAAUGUAACUCAACUCACUUGACAGGAAGCAGACAACAAGUCCUGUACUUAAAACAAUGUCCACUUAGCUUUAUGCUAACACAUCAUGGGAAACACCAUAGAUGGGCUGACAAAACUAGCAUUGAUGCUGCAACACAUAGCGAGAAAAUAAAGACAGUAUUUACAGGCAUAUAUUAUUUAUCCUCUGCCAAAAACUUUGUUCGUCUCGUCUUGUUUGACUGUUUUAUGCUGCCACCCGGUGGCCAAGUCGCACAUCCCUGAAGGCGGGGCCGUGAAUUCAGCACGCUAUCUCAAGGCACCCCGCUGUUAUUCAAAUUUUGAAAUAAUUGUCAUUUUCAAAAUGUUUUCACGACGAUUCUAAAAGUUUGAGAAGCCGUCCAACUUAACAUGUUUUUUUUUUAACCUGCUCUUUUUAUUUAUUUGUUAUUUAUUUGACGCCUGUUGACGAUGUACAUUAAGUGUGUCGGGGGGAAGAAAAACGACGUAUGGAGAAAUUGCUGUGAAUGUUAACGUGAGACUAACGAGCUUAGAAAAACUUUGGGUAAAUUUCCUCACAUUGAUCGAAGUUUGCCAGUCGUCCUUGUGGGCGUGGCCAAGCCCGGCCGAGCAGCCAAUCAGCAUGCAGACGUAGCCACAUCCGAGCAGAUAGUUCUCUUAAAGUUCUUCUUAAAUUUGGACCUUUUUUUUUUCUACUCCAACGAGAUGAAGCUGAGGAGGAGGAUGGUGAAGAGUGAAGAAGUUCCGUGUUGUUUGUGUCACUGUCACUUCCUGUCCAGUCUGAACGUUUUGCUUGAAUAAAAGACUCCAAGCGA
Molecule: messenger RNA, 6265 nt
Organism: Phyllopteryx taeniolatus (common seadragon)
Lineage: Eukaryota; Metazoa; Chordata; Actinopteri; Syngnathiformes; Syngnathidae
Gene: arhgap39
Product: Rho GTPase activating protein 39
Exons: 10
Coding region: 155-3373 (1072 amino acids)
Biological process (GO): signal transduction
Cellular component (GO): cytoskeleton; cytoplasm
Molecular function (GO): protein binding; GTPase activator activity
Source: RefSeq, a predicted model, not a curated record